GGCAUGCUGCGCGCUGCUGACAGCCUUAUAAAUAGUCGCCUUUGCGGGCGGCGGGCGAGGACGGGCAGGGCACCACUGGCCCCGACGCCCGCCGCACCCCUCCCCCAGGACUGUCCUCGCCACCUGGCUCCUCCGGCGGGAAGAGGUGGACAGAAGGGAGUUGCUGCCCUUUUGUAACAGUGGACGUACACCGAGGAAAGCACGCUGACUCGGCUCCCCGGACCUCAGCAGGAUGGAAGAGAAGCUGAAGAAAGCCAAGAUCAUCUUCGUGGUGGGAGGGCCCGGCUCGGGGAAGGGCACCCAGUGUGAGAAGAUUGUCCAGAAGUACGGCUACACCCACCUCUCCACCGGGGACCUCCUGCGGGCCGAGGUCAGCUCGGGCUCGGCCAGGGGCAAGAUGCUGUCGGAAAUCAUGGAGAAGGGGCAGCUGGUGCCACUGGAGACAGUGUUGGACAUGCUCCGAGAUGCCAUGGUGGCCAAGGUAGAUAUUUCCAGAGGCUUCCUGAUCGAUGGCUACCCUCGGGAGGUACAGCAGGGAGAGGAGUUUGAGCUGAGGAUCGGACAGCCCACACUGCUGCUGUAUGUGGACGCAGGCCCGGAGACCAUGACCCAGCGGCUCCUGAAGCGCGGAGAGACCAGCGGGCGAGUGGAUGACAAUGAGGAGACCAUCAAGAAGCGGUUGGAGACCUACUACAAGGCCACGGAACCUGUCAUCGCCUUUUAUGAGAAACGGGGCAUCGUGCGCAAGGUCAAUGCCGAAGGCUCAGUGGACAGUGUCUUCUCCCAAGUCUGCACCCACCUGGAUGCCCUCAAGUAGCAGCACGGAGCCCUUCCCCAGCCGAGCCCCGCCCCACCCCUGUCCUGCCUGAGGCUGUCCUGGCCUGAGCUCCGCGCCUCCACCCUGCCAGGCUCGAGCACAGACAGAGGAAGCACUUUAUCCUGUUUUCAUGGACAGCCAAGCACUAAAGGCAUUUCCAAGGACA
Leptonychotes weddellii (Weddell seal) is the source of this 983-nucleotide messenger RNA. RefSeq names its product adenylate kinase 1 (gene AK1). Gene Ontology annotation, cellular component: cytoplasm. Gene Ontology annotation, molecular function: AMP kinase activity; ATP binding; nucleoside diphosphate kinase activity. NCBI's taxonomy places the organism in Eukaryota, Metazoa, Chordata, Mammalia, Carnivora, Phocidae. Gene Ontology annotation, biological process: nucleoside triphosphate biosynthetic process; ATP metabolic process. The record is from RefSeq and is a predicted model, not a curated record.